Molecule: messenger RNA, 5817 nt
Organism: Harpegnathos saltator (Jerdon's jumping ant)
Lineage: Eukaryota; Metazoa; Arthropoda; Insecta; Hymenoptera; Formicidae
Product: protein phosphatase 1A
Exons: 5
Coding region: 511-1644 (377 amino acids)
Biological process (GO): protein dephosphorylation
Molecular function (GO): protein serine/threonine phosphatase activity; manganese ion binding; magnesium ion binding
Source: RefSeq, a predicted model, not a curated record
GCUAACGAUGACGACCGACGCGCGAGCCACUAUUAAUAAACUGGCGCACGCGCAACACACCGAGCGUGCGUAUCCGCCAUUCAUGCGAGUCGAUUUCGUUGUUCUGUGUGUGCAGAGCCGAGGUCCGAGUCAAGCAGCGAAACAUUCAUCCAGCUAGCCGAGUGAGACGUGGUGUAAGACGGUGGAUAUUCACCUCGUGUUCUCAGAAAAACACAAUGCAAACGCAUUGAAAGAAAGGAAGAGAGAGAGAGAGAGAGAAAGAGAAAGAGAGAGGUACACGUUAGCAGGAGCAGCAGCAACAGCAAUAGUGAUCAACAGCAGCCGCAACGGUGGCUUACUCGAGCACGCGCCCCGAAUAAUAGCCGAAGCAACGAUGAUACUUGGUCAUGGUCCGCCGACGUGAAAACGAGAGAAGAGCUACUUGGAAGAUCAGUGAGAACGAUGCUGGUGAAAUAGUAGAGAACAAGGAACAAAUUAAUCAGACAAUACGAUAAAUAUUCGCCAAGUACUAUGGGGGCAUUCUUGGAUACUCCAAAGACAGAGAAAUGCAACGAACAUGGCACUGGUAAUGGCCUGCGAUAUGCAGUCGCCAGCAUGCAGGGCUGGCGGAUAGAGAUGGAGGAUGCUCACAGAGCGAUAACUGGCUUAGAAGGUGGUCUCUCAGACUGGAGCUACUUUGCGGUGUUUGAUGGCCAUGCGGGUGCAUUAGUAUCGGCGCAUAGUGCAGAACAUUUAUUAGAAUGUAUAAUGCAAACGCAAGAGUUUAAGGCCGAAGAUGUUAUUCAGGGGAUUCAUUCUGGAUUUCUCAGACUUGACUACCAGAUGAGAUUUUUACCCGAAAUGAGUUCCGGCACGGACAAAUCUGGCUCCACCGCAGUCUGCGCGUUUAUAUCUCCGAAAAAUAUUUACAUCGCCAACUGUGGCGACUCGCGGGCGGUACUCUGUAGAUCUGGGGCUCCAGUCUUCUGGACGCGAGAUCAUAAACCUGUUGAACCUGCUGAAAAAGAGAGAAUCCAGAAUGCAGGUGGUAGCGUGAUGAUCCAAAGAGUUAACGGAUCUCUGGCGGUCUCUCGGGCGUUGGGCGAUUAUGAGUACAAAAAUUUAACAGAUCGAGGUCCUUGUGAGCAGUUAGUGUCGCCAGAACCGGAAAUAUUUGUGCGAGACAGAGACGAUGAACACGAUGAGUUUUUAGUUUUAGCGUGUGAUGGCAUAUGGGAUGUAAUGAACAACGAAGAUUUAUGUGAUUUUAUACAUUCAAGGCUGCUGCUAACAGAUGACUUGGAAGCAGUUACCAAUCUGGUUAUAGACACAUGUCUUUAUAAGGGUAGCAAAGAUAAUAUGAGUAUAGUUCUGGUGACGUUCCCGGCCGCGCCAAAACCAAGUCCUGAAGCACAGAGGCAGGAGGCUGAGUUGGAGAUGGCUUUAGAAAGGAGAAUUAAAGAAAUAGUCGCUGCAGAGGAGGAUAAGAAUGAAUUCGACUAUCUGAAAAUGCUUGAACUUCUUAGAGGAGGCGACCAAGACUUUCCUCACUUACCUCCUGGUGGUGGUCUUCAUGCUAAGCAACCUUUCAUUGAAAAAGUGUUUCGGGAAAUAUGUCCUAGCAAAGCGGAUAGUGUAAGUGUUGGGUACAUCCCUUUGUCAUAACUAACCCUCGUUCUUUUUCUACACAUACACACACAUACACGUACAUACACACAUGCUGCAUCAAAUGUACAAUUAUAAUAAUAAGAUAUGUUCCGUGUGCAUAAAAAAGAUGCAGAAUUUACCGCGAACACAUUGAUUUUAAUAGUAAUCUUUAAUGUAAGAAAAUCCCAUGAAUGUUGAAGCAAAAUUACAAUGUUGUACCAUAAACUCGUGAAUCAUGACAGAACCAAGUUUGUCAUAAAGCAUGUAAUUAAACAUACUUCUACGCGAUAAAUUACGAUUGGUAACAUAAACUAGUGCGUAAACUGACUAAAUAUUACAUGGUAUUAUCCUGGCGUAAAUUUAUUACAUACUUUCGUAAGUUUUUCCGCCUGUCUGUCUAUUCUGUCUAUCUGUCUAUCUAUCUAUCCAACCAUUCAUCCAUCCAUCCAUGUUGUUUGUUUAAAGCUCAAACUAUAUCAAAAUGUCUUUUAAACGUCACUAGCUUCAGUGAUAUCGUGGGAGCCAUUGUGAAACAGUUUUCAAAAACAGAUUGCAUAUUUAUUACAGGGAUACAUUAAAGAAAAAAAAGGAGGAAGAUUAGAUUAUUUAAUUGGGAUAAAUAUGGCUGGAACUUAAGGCUGUAUCGUUAGAACGAAUAUGCUUACUUAACUGGGCUUUGUUAUUGUUUGCAAAAUAUCUAUUUGCAAAUUAAGCCAGUUGAUAAUUUUAAUAAAACAAUAGUACAAGUAUAAUAUCAAUAUUACAGGGGACUAAAGAUAAUCGAUCAUUAUUUUUAAUUUUAAAAAGUAUUCAUAUAUUCCGUACGUUUUACUUAGGAUACAGGAGAGAGGUCGGACAAAUCUUCACUAUAUAUAACAGAUAUGGGAAAUUGUUUUUACGCAUCAUGGCAUAUUUCGAGAGAAAAUGUAAUUAGUAAAUUCUUAUAUAGGUUACGAAUAAUUCCCAAUUAGUCAAUUAUCUUUUCAUCAUUUAACAAUCUUUCCUUUUAUAACUGUCUCUCCCUCUCUCUCUCUCUCUCUCUCUCUCUCUCUUUCUACCUAUAUAUCUAUCUGUUUCUCUAUACUAGAUUUUAUUGGAUUUUACAAAUUCAUCAGGGAGAGAAUGGGAAAGUGUCUAUAUAAAUAUUAUUACACACAUGCAGAGGGUUUAGAGAUAUUAUACUAAGAAUUAGAUGCAAAGACGUGUAAGCUGGAAACGGAAAAUUAGAUAAUAAAAAAGCUGAUAAAAAAGAUAUAAAUUUUAAUAUAAUAUAAAUAAUGUAAAAAAAAAGUAUAUAUGUAGAAUAUACAUGUUAUUAUAUGUGUAUGCAUUCAUUUGGGUAUAUUUUAAAAAAGCAGUAACCUUGAAAUACUUAAUCACGGUGUGAAGAGUUUGCACAACAGAGUAAAUAAUAAUAUAUAUACAUUUUAUACCACUUGCAUAGCUCUUUCACACGCAAACAAAAUUGAACGUUAUCUUCAUCGAGAGUGUAUACUUUUCUCACGCAACAAUGUACAAAGUCAUUUCUGUAUUACGAUAAUGUAUGCGCGACAAGAAGCGAGACUCGUCGAAUUCGACAAGAAAUUUAGUAGAGUAUUUCUGUCAUACCCUCUUGCCAUGUUGAUAAGAGAAAGCAUAAUAUUACUACAUUAUAUAUAUACAUAUGCGUGCAUACAAUUUAUACACACAUAUGUAUAUGCAUAAGUACACACACACAAUUAUAUAUUUUUGUAGAUCUAGCAAAUUAGUGCUCGGAAUAUUUACUUUGAUCAGCGUUUCCUACUCUUUAUUUACUAUCGCUUCCCGAUACUUACGGGAACAUCGAUUUGUAGAAUGCGAAACUUUCAUACAAGAAGAGUGGGAAAACUGAUCGUUUAGUUUUAAAAUUGUCAAUCACUUGUACAUAAACGGAAAAAUUGUGUCUGAGAAACUAUGUACUGAUAUUCGCUUCGAAUAAUUUAAAAGAUGAAUUUAUAGCACGUACAGCAAGGAGGCCUUGAGUUUAGUUUCUUGCGACAUUACUGUGCUUUGCGACUUUCGUAUAACCUAUAUUUUUGUAUAUUUGAAUACAGAAUAGAUUUAUAUAAGACGCGAAAUUCAUUGUACGCCCGGACAUACAGUAGAUGUAUCAUCGAAUUUAUAAUUCGAGUAUACUAUAUAUACGACUCGAUUAGCUGUCGCGUUAUCCGUACGUUCUUUCAUGAAUGCGUACAUAUAUGCACAUGUACAUACACACGCGUAUGUGUGUGUAUAUGUAUGUGUGUGGAGAAAAUAUAGAUACAACAAUAAUGCGGUCAAUGGAAUAACGCAUAUCAAACAUUCACCAACUCGUCUUUGACUUUUACGAUCGUUUUUUAUUCGUAUAGAGACAUUCUCAUUUGGAGAAAGAUAAAAUGAAAAGGAAACUAUACGUCAAGGCCAUCCUCGCACACACGAUAAAGUAUACAUAUACCAAAGUAUAUUACCGUUUCUGGUUAUAAAAAAGAAAUAUCCUGGAAUUAACAAAGUUAACAUUCUAUUACAGUUUUAAAGUAAUAUAUUAGAAAUAUAGAUAUAAAAAUCCUAUAUGCAGAGAAUGAAUGAACUCUCUAUUUUUACUAACACACUGUGUCUCACUAUACAAUAUGUAAAGAUACUAAUGUAUUUCGAAUUUUUUUGUUUCGAAUCUAAUCGAUAAUGCCAUUUCUCGGUUUUAUUGUACAAAUUACAUACACACAUAUACACAAUAUAUAUGAAAAUAUAUAUUUAUAAUUUACCAAAAAUGAAACUUAGCCAGAGGCAUUAUAGAAUUAUCUAGAUUACGAAAUUAUAUUUAAAAAAGAAAAAAAAUUUUCGCUGCGCUAUUGUGCCUCAUCUAGUGACAAUGGUGUAACGCUCGUAUCGAUGGUAUGUGUUUUCAAUUCGUACUGCAAGCUAUAGAACCAUAUGCAGAUUGCUUUCGAAGGAAGGAUUAUGAAUGUUCGAUGGAUCUACACACGAUCUUGAUUCGAUAGCAAUUUACAAACGAUAUCAAUCAUUUACACGGUUGAUAUAAGCUACUUAUUUCGUAGGAAUUUCAGUUUAGUUACAACUUUUAACAUGGGCUAUCAUUCUUCUGUAGCGAUAUAUUCUCUUUUUUUACACAUAGUCCUAUUCUGCACAUCGAAUAAUAAUAUAUACAUCACCGUGCUAAACGUUUUACGAGAUUUAUAAGAAUCAUAAAGUAUAUACGAAAUGACAAACCAAUUGCUUUUCCAUUCCUUACGGAGAAAUCUGUGAUUUGUACUUAUUUACUACAUAUUUUCUUAAAUAUUGGGAUAUUUAUACUCUACAGAAUGGGACUAGUAGAAGACAAAAGUUAUGUAAAAUAUAUGCCUUCAUAAAAACGAAAAAGUAGUAUUUUUUUGUUACACUGUUAUAUAAGAUUAUGUAUCAAUUAAGUUCGGUCGACAUGUAUAUAUUGCGACAGUGGUUAAUCGUGACGUCUUAUAAUUAUUAUUAACUAUAUUGCAUGUUUUUUAAAGUAUACUACGAGAAUAUGAAAAAUUCGUUAAUUUUAUCAUCGGUGAACAAACGUAACGUCUUAUAUUCCUAUUGUCGCAAUCAUAAACUUCAUAGACUUUUUUGUACAUCUAAUUUUUCAAAUGUUUUACAAUAUUUGACACACACACACACACACACACACACACACACAUACACACGUCGAAUGUGCGAUAUAUAUAUUUUCAUGGUAUUCGUCUAUUUAUUAUUAUAUUAAUAUUUUGCGUUGGAGAAUCUAUGACACUGACGACGAAAAAACCUUUCUUCUUCAACAUUCUCCUCUUUAAUUUGUCGUAAAAGAUCGUAUCCUUUCUUAAUUCUUCAAAUUGCGUUGAAACAAAGCGCAAGUUCUUUUCUGUCAAAAACAUCUUAGUAUAUAGUGCUGUGUCUACCAUUUAUUCAAGAGGAGAGAGGGUGAAGGUUGACGGAAAAUUUAGUUUUAAAAUUAUCGAUUUACUUUUCUGCGAUAUUUGCGCAAAGAUGUACAGACCGAGCUUAGAAAAAUGCAACAUUUUUAAGCGGCUCAAUUAUAGCAUGUAAUUCCGCAUAUUUUAGAUACGCCAUUGUGUCGUGUGUAGACUCGUCGAUCGUAAAUGUCCGUGUUGUACUCAUCUGUAUUUACUGUGUAUAUCAUGCGCGUAUAUACAAUUAAAGUGAUUGAAUGGGGAAGGA